GUGGGAGGAAGUGUGUAGGUGGGGAGCGAGCACCCAACUGCAGCAAAAGUGAAGUAGUGUUGAUGCUCAAGUCAGUCAGUUCUUCAGCGUGACCGUUCAAGGUAAUAAGAGACGUGCACCCGGGACAUCACAACCAUCACAACAGCAGCAGUGUUACCAUGGAGACUGGCAAGCAAGAGAUAGAGAAAGCACAGAAAGAGAUGGCUGCUUACACGCACUCAUUGCCUGGAGUAUCAGUGCAGGCUGUGCUUCAGUCUUCUGCAGGGGAACAGGAGCCGGCCAAGCUCUGUCUUCCCAUGCCUCCAAUCUACUCCAAGGAGACACUUCCUUUCCUGACGCUCCAUAUUGUUGGUGGACUGCAAUCCCAGUCGGGAUUGAAUCUGGCAGCUGCUGCUCCGAUAGCCAGACCAAAGUCUUCAGGUAAGCAUGUGUGUCCUCACUGUGGGCGUGACUGCAUGAAACCGAGCGUCCUGGAGAAGCAUCUCCGCUGUCACACUGGGGAGCGGCCUUACCCCUGCACCAUUUGUGGAGUUUCUUUCAAGACUCAGAGCAACCUUUACAAGCAUAAGCGGACUCAAGUUCAUGCUCGUCUUUCAUAUGAAUCGGAGCAAAGCAGCGUGGGCAGUCUAGAGGGCAUAUCCAGAGAUAUGUGUACCACUGAUUCAUCUCUGGAUGAGUGCCCAAAGGAAUCGCUAAGCCUGGAACAGGAUGCUAAAACAGCAGAAGAAACCAAAAACAGGAAAAAACAGGGCAAUGAACAACCACAACCUCUGCUGAACCCUAAUCAACACAUUCCUCUUCAGAGACAAGGGGCCACUCUGUUCUCCAAGCAGUGGGAGAACUCGGGAUGCAAAGCGAAAUCAAAGAGCCAUGACAGCAUUGACUCAGGCUUCAGUGAGGGCAGUGACCAGUGCCCUACUCCAGCAAGUCUUAUACCUGACCACCGUGUAGAAAGCCUUGCAAGUUGUGGCACACAUCAUUCUGAAGAGCAUACUAACACACGUGCACCUUUAGAAGCAGGUUUACAAGGGCUCGGUGAAACUGAGAGACAGAAAGAUCAUAAAGCACUGGAGGAGCGGAUAUCCAAACUGAUUUCAGACAACACAUCUGUUGUGGAGGACAAGCUCCUGGAAAAUGUGAGGCCACGUAAGACAAUUCUGUCGAAGCAGGGUAGCAUUGACCUCCCGAUGCCGUACACGUUCAAAGACUCCUUUCACUUUGACAUGAGGAACAACAAGGCCUUGAACAUGGGAUUACAAAAAAAUUCUGGAUUGUAUCGCUCAGCACCAACCCAACACUCCACAACCAUGGAGCCUGCCCCCUUAGUCCGAAGCAAUUCCCUACCAUUCAGUGUUACUCUCUUUCAGCCCGAGAAGAGCUGCCCAAACCCUUCCGUUCAGAGUGAUUAUACAAUGCUUGCACAGAGCGGAAGCGAAGCUAUCAGUCCAACCACUUUUGGAAUAAAGUCAAGCAAUCAUCAUUCAUCCGCCCAUCAUCCACUGGUUCGUCAAACUGCUAUAGACUGCAACCCCCCUACAGAAGCUUGUGUAAUGAACUCAUCUGUGGAGUCUGCCAGUCUCAGCUGUGACGGGGAUGACAGUGACAUUCAUGGAGAGCCCAGAAAACGAAAAUUCCAGAGGAAGAAAUCACAGAAGUUUGCUUACAACAAGUGGUACGCAUACAGAGGGGGAACAUUCAGAAAGCUCUAUAGCGCUGACAAAGUUGACGAUGGGGGCGUUGGUAAAAGCAGGAGGACACCCACAUCAAAUCAAGAGCAUGAGUUUGUUCAGGGCCUGCAAAGGAGGUUGUCAGUCAUUACCAAAGAAGCAGUUAUGCCGGUGGCGAGCUUUGCAACCGGCAAUACACAACUUUGUUCUUCAGGUUCCUCUUUUGUAAAGAACAGCAAUUCAGAUAUAAGUCAUCAAACAUUUCACACAUUGCAAGGCAAUUCCUCAGGCAGUGCUGUCAAAACUACUCUUUGGAGAAAUCCCUCUUUGUUAUCGUUUCCAUUAUUCUCAACUGGAUCACCUAAUAUGCAUAAAACUGACAACACCGACAGAGGAGUAGAAGGGCUUCAAGAAAAACACACUUCACACAUCUGUGGAGAAUCCGACAGUAAAAAGCAGAGAACUGAUGACAAAGUAUUUUGGCCUGUGGGGAUGGAGACUGACCCACACACCUCGACUAAAACCCCUCAUUUGACCACUGUUGCUGUGCCUCGACAAAAUACAAACCUCAGUUAUGUCAACCAACCAACAAAUCCAAAACCAGCUCAAGUCAAAAGAGUUGUCUUUCCUACACCCUCAGUUAAUAAAGCGCCCAGUCCCUCUUCUGCCAAGAACAGCUUUCUUCCAAAGUACCAGCUGAAGUUACCAAACACCGCAGAGCCUGAAUCAACUCCGGUACCUGUUGCUGAGCCUUCAAUGACAGGAACUCUCCUGCCUGUGAUUAAAACCACAAUGGACACACCAACUAUUGCUACCAAAGUAAACCAGACACCCACUGUUGCAGUUAAAGCCUUUUCACAAGGCAAUCCUGCUCUUUUGUCCUACACACAUGCUUCAGGGGCGUCCGGUCAGUUGAAUCUUGUAAACAGAUUAAAUACCACAGUUUCAAGCACCCCAACGACGCCAUGUCACAUUGUGCCACUUGACUCAGGACAGCCAACAGGUCAGAACGUGUUUCAUGUUCACACAGCGGACCUUCAGAUAUGUCUACAAAUAAUAUCUGAUGAACAGCUGGCUUUAAUUGAACCCCAGAUUGAGCGUCAGCUGGGAAAUACCCUUUCUCAGAGACAGAACGUGGACAAAAUGACUUCCGGGGUGAUCCAGAUGAAAGCACACAACUCUGUCUCCAGUACCAAUGAGGGGAGGCAUCUUGAGGAGCCCAGUAGUCCAAAUGGGCUUGAUCAAAGUCUGCCUUUACCAACGCCCGACUUGGAAAACAGAAACCCUAUCCAAGUAGGUGAGAUGCAGACAGAGCACAGUGAUUAUACACAGGCUACAGAUUUAGCUGAAUCAGAACCACCAGAAGAUGGAUGUUUACCACACGGUCACAGUCUUGUCAACACAACCACAGAGGCCGUGAGCAGCGAAAACAUGGUGUCAACAGCUGUUCUAACCACAACUGUAAAUCCAGAAGGGAGCCAAACCUUGACCUUUCCUUCCCCAAGCACAGAAAUUCAGAGCUCCAUGAAAAGUGGAUCGUUAGAAGAAAGCCAACAUGGACAUACAAUUCAAGGAAGCUGGAGUACUGCAAGUACAAUGGAAGCCCAGAGUGAACCUUGUGCACAAGCACAUGUGGAGCCCAUUCAGUCCACGAAUGCUUCCAUUUCUGUGGAUACAUGUCAAAUCCCUAAAGAAGCAGACAGACAAGCAUCCGUCUACACCAAUUCAGCGGAAUCUGCAUCAUCACAGACUCUACUUUUGUUGAAGCAUGCACAAUCUGAAUGCAACAGGGUGGGACAAUACGACAGUCCUUCCCAAACACAGGAACAAUCCCUGGACAGAAUAAGCACACAACCAAAACUUACCACAGAGUCAUCUAAUAUCCAGGAAGAAAAUGCCGAAGCCGUUCCAGAUUUGCCUGCAGGUAUUCAGAGCCCGAUUACAGGGCAUCUGGGGGGAACAAACAUGGAGGCCUGUUCAUCCCAGACAAAACAGCUGACAUGCGAGCAAGAGCGCUCUGAAGGACCAAAGAGCACAGGCUGGAGAACGAAACAAAGCCCAGACGCAAACUGCCAAUACGUGGACAGGUCAGGAGGUGAGACUGGAGACGAUGAUAAUGGAGGAAGAAAGAGGACUGAAGUGGAAACGUUGCCCGGCCAGUGGAGCACGGCUACGUCUAAUUGCAGACCAACACAGUCACCAGAUAUAAUAACUGCAAGGGAACAAGAGGCAGAGAGCAAGGUGGACUGUGGGCCAGAGGAGCAACAUGGUGGAAUCUCAGAGUUCUCUCUACACGAGCGAGCUGCAAACAUGGCUGACAACACUGAUGUCCAUCUUUUGGAAUUUCAACAGCAAGCAACGGAAAUGAACAAUAAUUCUUUAUCAGAGGAACACAGCUUGCAACAAACGAAUUCAAGUCAAUCCCAGUUUGUAGAGACAAGACCUUUUUUUCUACAAAGUGAGCCUGGCACCACUCUGACGCACACAUUACAAGACCAAAGAAUGAUCACGUCUGUUCAAAAACCAAGCACAGAUGAUAACAUGGCGGCCUGCUUUUCCCACAAAUCUGAAUUAGAAAGUUCUCCAAAAUCCCCAAAUCCCUCUUCUGUCGACAAAACCCGAUUGUCAACCGACCUGAGCCAAGUUUGUCCAUGUCGUGAUGUCUGUCGAUGUAAUGCUUUGACAGGAGAUAACGCAAUGAAAACUGUAUGCCAAUGCAAGCCUUUACUGCGCCCGAGUACUGAUAAUAAACCAGUUUCACCUGACAGCACGUGUCAGGGCAUGGACCCUCACGAAGACACUGGCAAAGGCCACUCUGUCUUCUUGGCGGACCAAACAGCGGAAUGUUGGAUCGGAGGAGCGAGACCUGUGCAAAGCUGCCACGAGUACACAGAAGACACCAGCAGCAGUGACGAUGAAGACAAGCUCAUCAUCGAGCUUUAAUGCACGCCACCGCAACAUGAACGCCAAAACAAGACAAACUGGACAGGGUGUGCCUGAGGUCUGGACACAUAGGCAGAAACACAUAAUAUAAAAUAAAAAAAACGAUGUGCUUUAAAAUACAUAAUAAAAAUAAAGGAUACAGUAUAAAUAAAAUGUUCCUUUUAAUUGACUGUAUUACUUUUAAAAUACAGUAUUUGUAUUCACAUUAUGAUACAGGGUGGGACAAAAUUCUACACAUGAGCAGAAAUUCAUACAAUAUUAAAAAAAAAAACCAUUUUAAUUAAAUAUCCAUUAAUUCAUUGGCCAGUUCAUUGGAUUUUCUAUGCCGCUUAAUCCUCAAUCCUAUCCUGAAUCCUAUCCCGGAUGACUUUGGGCGAGAGGCUGGGUACACGCUGGACUGGUCGCCAGCCAAUCAGAGGGCGCAAUUAACCAAACAUGCAGGAAUGUGGGAGAAUGUUUUGGAAUGUGGAAGCCGGAGUACCCGGAGACAUGCAAACCCCACACAGAGAUGCACAAUGGAGAUUCGAACCCAGAUCUCUUGACUGUAUAGUCAACAUGCUAACCACUAGGCCAUUGUGCGGCCCAAAAUUAAAAUAUAAAUUAUAUAUACAGUGGUCUGAAAGUGUUUGCACCCUUCCUGAUUUUUUUGUUUUUUUUUUGUCACACAUAAAUGUUUCAUAUCAUAAAUUUUUUUUGGUAGACAGCAGAAUUCAUGGUUCCAUUUAUCACAGCAAGUCUUCCAAGUCUUGAAACAGCAAAACAGCCCCAGACCAUCACACUACCACCACCACAUUUUACUGUUGGUAUGAUGUUCGUUUUCUGAAACGUGGCGUUACUUUUACGCUAAAUGUAACACACAUCUUCCAAAAAGUUCAACUUUUGUCUCGUCAGUAUUUUCCCAAAGGUCUUGGGGAUCAUCUAGAUGUUUUGAGAAGAGCCUUGAUGUUCUUUUUGUUCAGCAGUGGUUUUCGUCUUGGAACUCCUCCAUUCAGAUCGUUUUUGCCCAGUGUCUUUCUUAUGGUGGAGUCAUGAACACUGAUCUUAACUGAGGCAAGUGGAGCCUGCAGUUCUUUGGAUGUUGUUGUGGGGUCUUUUGUGACCUCUUGGAUGAGUCGUUGCUGAACUCUUGGUGUAAUUUUGGUUGGCUGGCAACUCCAGGAAAGGUUUAGUGUUCAGUGUUUUCGCCAUUUGUGGAUAAUGGCUCUUGCUGUGGUUCACUGGAGUCCCAAAGCUAUAGAAAUGGCUUUAUAACCUUUUCCACUUGAACUCAGAUGUGAUAAACCACAGUUAAGUUUUGGUUUAACAGAGGGGGCAAUCACUUUUUCACACAGAGCCAUGAAUGUGAGUGUGAAUGGUUAUUUGUCUAUAUGUGUCCUGCAAUUGGCUGGCGACCGGUCGCCCCUGUCUCUCGCCCAAAGUCAGCUGGGAUAGGUUCAAACACCCCCGUGACCCUAAUGAGGAUAAGCGCCAUAGUAAAAGGAUGAAUGGAUGGAUUUAAAAACUGUAAUUUGUAUUCAGUUGGGUUGUCAUUGACUAAUAUUUAAUUUUGUUUGAUGAUCUGAAACAUUUAAGUGUGACAACAUGCAAAAAAAAAAAAAGAAAAGAAAUCAGCAAGUCGGCAAACACUUUUAAAAAUAUUGGACAUAAUAUAAAUAAAAUGUUGCUUUUAAUUUGAUGUAUUAGUUUUAACAUAUUUGAAAUAUUUCAAUUUAUAUUAUUAUACAACACAGGCCAACAGUCUAGACAUAUAGGCAGAAAUGCAUAUACUAUUCAAAAAGACUAUACACAGUAUUAAACUUUAAUUUUAUAUAAGUGUGGGUAUAUAUGUGUGUGUGUGUGUGUAUAGAUUUAUAUAUGUAAAAUGAAUUAUUUAUAUGAAUAAAGUUUCAUUUGUAUUAUAUGUCCUAUAUUAUAUAUAUUUGUGGUUAAUUGUUUCCAGACCCAGCUGUAAUAAGUGAAAUUCAACAAAGUACAAUUCCAUAAUGAAAAAUUGAAUAUUUUCAUAGUCAGAGCAUAGAAGCCUACUUAGAACCUUUUAAAUAUGGUUUUGAACAUGAUUGGAGCCUUCUAGACAUGAAAUCCCUUUACAGUCAAUUAACACUGAAUCAAAGUUAAGUGACUCCAUGAAGCAGGUUUAGUUUCACCUGACCACUUGAUGGAAAGGGAUUGGUCUAGAGACGUUUCUUAAAUCUUGUUAAGAAGUGAUAUCAUCAUGCUAAAGAGUAGGAAAAUCAGCCUGGUCCUCAGAAUGAAGGCAGCAGAUGGAUAGUAAAUGGGAAGGAUAUACAGUACUGUCAUUUGCAAGCAUUUUACAGUCUCCAGAACAGCAGUGUGCUUCAUCACGAUAAAACACAAAGACACCAAUUCUGUCAAAAAUGCACCUAGGCAUGAUCAAAAAUUGAAUGUCAGAACUUGAGAGAAAAACAGUUAGAGAUGUGAACAAGAAUCCCCAGAUCUCUCGAAAGGUGAAUGACACUCAACUGGCUUUGUGCUGAAAAUGUCUGGCAAAGUCUCCCAUUCAUCAAGUCUUCAACUUUCACCUCCGGCAGAGCUACCCCUGGAUCAGGAUAUGGAGUCCGAAUGGACCGUAUUCUGCGCCUCCAUUGCUAAGGCAGCCAACUUGAGUUGUGGUCGCACGGUGGUCGUUGCCAGUUGUGGCAAAUCCAAGAGGGGACACCAGAGGUUAGUGGGGCUGACAAGCUGAAGAGGGCGUCUUAUCGAGCAUGGAUGGCUUGUGGGACCCCUGGAGCAGCAGACUAGUACCAGCAGGCCAAGCAGUACAUGGCUUUGGCAUUAAGUCAAGGCAAAAACUCAAGUGUGGGAGGAGUUCAGUGAGGUCAUGUAACAUGACUUUGGGUUGGCUUUGAAGAGGUUCUGGCAAACUGUCCAACACCUCAGAAAGGGGAAGCAGUGCUUGGUCCACACUGUUUACAGUAGGAGCGUUGGCUCAAUUGAGGAUAUAAUCGGGUGGUUGACGGAAUACUUCAAAGCCCUUCUCAAUCCCACUGAUGCACCUUCCACAGAGGAAGCAGAGUCUGAAGACACGAGCGCGGAGGUACUCAACCUUCUCUGUGGCAAAGCUCCAAGGAUGGACAAGUUUUGCCCUGAAUUCUUCAAGGCUUUGGAUGGUAUAGGACUGUCUCGGAUGACACCUCUCUUCAAGAUUGUGUGGAGGUCGGGAACAGUACCUCUGGAUUGGCAGGAGUGGUGCUACCCCUUUCCAAAAAUAGUGACCAGAAUGUGUGUUCCAACUACAGGUGGCUCACACUCCUCAGCCUCAAUGGGGAAGUCUAUUCCAGAGUGCUGAGAGAAGGGCAUGACCGUUAGUCGAACCUCAGCAAGAGGAGAUACAAUGUGGUUUUGAAAAAGCACGAUCACAAAUGCAAACCGACGAAAUGAGUUUCUUUCAUAGGGUGGUUGGACUCACCCAAAGAGAGAGAGCUAAGAGAACCACUGCUCCUUCACGUCAAGUAGAGCCAGUUGAGGUGGCUCAAGCAUGUAAGUUCAGAUGCCACCUUGAUCUUUCCCUGUUGAGGGAGGAGCCCCAGAGCAGACCUGGGACACGCUGGAGGGAUUAUGUCUGGACUUGAAGAGGUGACUAGGGACCGGAAACUCCGUGCUUCUCUACAGAGACAGCUGCCUCCUCGACACCGAUGCUGCGUGCUUUAGGUUGCCCUGUGAUUAGCUGGCUACCAUUCCAGGCUGUACUUUGUGUUUUACUAGGGGAUUAUGACAGAGCAACAGGACAAAUCCCACUCUUAAGACUUACUCGAAUGUUACAUAAGCUCAGACUUAUGAUUUGUAAGUUUCUUCAAACAAUAUUUCUGGUUUACAUGAAACCAGAAAUGCCAUGAAACAUGAAAACCGAGCAAUGCCUCCAUACUAGGGAUGAGCCGCAUACUCGUUUUAGACAAGUAUCCAUUACGGAUAAUGAUUUUUGCCGAGUACGAGCAUGAAACGAGACCAGCUCGACAUUAUCCGUAAUCAUGGUGAAGGAAAAUCCUCAUUGGGUAACUACUUAUGUAUUCACUCUUCACGCUCUGUGAUUUCAGACUUAAAAUAACGUACUGAUUUAAUCCCCACCCAUUUCAAACCACGGCCACUUCCGGUGUAUGCCCCGCCCACUCCGAGUACAGAUGCUGAUACAGAUCAUUUAGAUGGGUGAACAGAUACACAGUGGUGUGCUCAUCCCUGCUACAUACCUUUAUUCAAGGUUGGUUGCUUGAGACUGCGUCCUAUCUACGCUGCCACCUUGUGGGCUCAACAUUGAUUACAUUUUCAAGUAGCUUAGUACAGUACCUGUACUUGGUGGAGAACUGUGAGUGUGACUGUGCUCUCAACUCAGUUGACAGUUCCAGCUCCUCCGUUGACAUUCUGGAUUCUGUUGCCUCACCUUGCUCACAUCAUCCUUAACCCCCCCAGGUGAGAUCUUGUAUUAAGCUCCGGAGCAAGGUUGACUGUUAUCUUGGAUUUCUUCCAUUUAUCAUGAUUGUACCAACAGUGCUCUCUUAAGCUCUCAAGCCAUCCGCAUCUCAAAGUCAGCGGCAUCACCCGUCUAUGAUGUCAUCAGUGGUUGACUCUGCAGUUCUUUGCUAACUAACGCAGUUACAUCACAAGACUUUUCUUUUGAUCACGGCUGCAUAAUAACCCACAAUGGAGCCAAAGGCAGUUGCAAGUGCCAGCAUUUUGAAGGCGAGAACCACUAUUGAAUUCAAGAAGUAACUCUUGAACUUGCUGCCACAUCGUAUCUUUUUGUGUUAACAUUUUUGGGUGUGGAUUAAUUGGAUUUAUAUUAUUUUUUAUGGUAAAAAUCGAUUCGGUUAGAGUGUGUUUCGCUUACAGUUGUAUCUACUGAAACAAACUUAUGACCCAGAAUGCUGGUUAGUAGGGGGUCAAAUACUUAUUUCACUCAAAUACAAAUUCACAUGUAAACUUUAUUGAUUUUUUUACACCGAGUCUGUGUUAAAAUAAAGCUACUAUAAAAAUGAUGCACUGUUCAUAUUAAGGGUGUAAACUUAAAAAAAGGGAUCAAAUACAUAUUUUCCGCACCGCAUGUACAGCAACACAGUACAAGAACAAAACAGUGCAAGUCAAUGUAAAGUAGUAACUGUGGUUAGACGAUGUGAGGGUCACCUUUUUAAAAGGCUAUUAAUGGCUUUCACUUCAUCGGUGGACAGUGGUAAAAGGUUGUAGCCCCUCAGCUCAGGCCUUCCUACAAAAACAGAAAAAACAUCCGCCUCAGUCACUCGACAGCAUACGAGGACAUAGCACAUCUUCUCAGCUUUGCUUUGCCUCAGGACAGCGAAAUAAAAGCAUGACAGUAAUCCUUCGUUUAUGGCGGUUAAGUGGUUCCAGAUCCGACCGUGAUAAGUGAAUUUCCGCGAGCAAACUCCUUAAUGAUGUUUUUAGUCAGCUUUCGUGCAGGUGCUACAAUUUCAUCUGUAGAGUAGAACGUGGUACCUUACGAUUUUCGAGAGAGUGUUUUUUUUUUUUUUUGUUUGGUAGGUUAACAUAGUGUCGUUUUCAUGAUUUGAUGAACUGCUCAAUUUUAUCCAUUGGAAGUACAGCAACUUUGUUAUAAGUCAGUACCACACAUCUCUUCUUUGUUUGACUUCUAUGUGCACUGUCUGCACUAAAAAAAAAAAAUUUGUCAAUAAAAAAGACAUUUGGUAAGGUAAGAUGAUUAACAAUGUAGCAAAAGCUAGUAGAUAAUGAUAAAUGAAGAUGCUUGUUCAUUGCGUUUUAGUGGUAGAGGAAUGAUACUUUAAGUGUGCAAGGGUUAAGUGUUAGCUUUCAAACGCUGCUAAGUUCGCUUUCUGUCUGGCUUGCUUGUUGUUCAUAUUUGUCCAUUCAAGUGCUUUUGUCUUCUGUUUUUUCUAAAUUUGGUUUGGUUGAGCUUUGAGCUGUCGUUCUUACGGUAAUGUGUAUGUAUAGCAUGUGUACAGUACUGGGAAAGCAUAGGAAUACCAACUCUGUUAUUAAUACACUGUGUGAGCCCAUCUGUACUCUUAAUAUAUUUUUUGAUCAGAAAACGUCCUUCCUUGUUAGCAUCCUAUUAGCAAGCGAACAAAAUGGCAUCCGGACGGUGCGUCACCCGUAUAUGAUGUCAUCAGUGGGUAUCUCUCAAAAAUAUUAACACAAAACACAUUUUUAUAUGCAUAAAACAAUUGUAAAAGCCUACGAAUGAUGAAUGAAGGGGUUACAUGAACAUUUAAGGUUACGUUUACCAUCACUGAAGACUACUGAUCCCAAAGACACGAUGUGGCAGCGAGACACAACACGGACACCACUUUCCUGUUUUGUCGUGAGUUAUUUCUUCAAUAGUGUUUCUCACCUUCCGUAUCAAAAUGCUGCCCCUUGCAACUUCCUUUGGCUCCAUUUUGGGUAACAAUGUUGAGGUGAGAAACACUGUUGAAUUCAAGGAAAAAACUCAUGACAAAACAGGAAGGAGGUGGUGGUUGAUAUCGCUGUCACAUCGUGACUUUGGGGACAGCACAUCAAAUAUCACGUCUGCAGUGAAGGUAAAAGUAACCUUAAAUACUCCUUUAUCCCUUUCAUUCAUCAUUUAUAUGCAUUUAAAACUAUAAUUGCAAAACUAUUAAAAAAAAAUAUGUUUUUUGUUAAAACUUUGGCUUUCUGGAUUAAUUGGAUUUACAUUAUUUCUUAUGGGAAAAACUGAUUCGGUUAGAUUUGUCCAUUUCGGUGAGAGUCACACUUUCUGGAACAAAUGAAUGACGCUCACCAUGGUUCCACUGUACAGGGGUGCCUAUGGUUUAAAAAGGGUAACAUUUGUGCAAUGUGUAAUUGUCAUUGAGUAGUUUAUUUCUUCUCUCCACCGGUGAAUUUUCCACCGCAAAUGGAACCUCGGACACCAUCCGCCCCAGUUGGCGUGUUUCCCAGUUAACGUCAAAAAUUUACACCAAAAUCUUGCCUCGGUUUACAUACAUUUUCUAGUUUUCAUACAAUACGGCACUCAUCUUGUCAGGUUAUUACUAUGCUGUGUGAAUUCUUAAUGUAUUUUUAUCACAAAACAUCCUUAGCUUUUAACAAAGAUGGUAGCUUGCCAAGUUACAAAAUGUCAGCAGGAACCGAAAGUCAGGGACACAGCCGAUCUAUGACAUCAUCAGCGGUUGACUCUCAAAAAUGUUAACACAAAACACAUCUUCAUAUUGUUUUAUAUGACAAAUUAAAGUGCUACAUGAACAUUUAUGGUUACUUUUACCUUCAUUGAAGAAAGGAUUCUUGAUGUGAGCGUUCCCAAAGAUACAAUGUGGCAGUGAGACACAACCCUCGUGUUUUGUCAUGAGUUAUUUCUGGAUUUCAAAUAAAUUCAAUAGUGUUUUUCGCCUUCUUCAUCAACAUGCCGGGAUUUGAAACUUGUGGCUCACUUCUGGGUUACUGAGGUGAGAAACACCAUUGAAUUCGAGAAAUAUCUCACGGCAGAACAGGAAGGUGGUGUUCGUGUGGUGUCUCACUGCCACAUCGCGUUCCGCUGUAUACAUUUUUAAGUCUGUUUGUUAAAUGUAAGCUUUGACAUAAUGUUGACAUCUAGUUAGUCUAUCUUUUAACUUUGUGCAGUGCGGAACUAUUUUUCCACCCAGUUUCAAACCUUUUUUGUAAAGAAUAAUUUGCCUCAUGAGACUUGUUACUCUUGUACACAUAUAAAUUAAAGACUGUACAGUCAUCCCUCGCAAUGUCGCGGUUUGAUUAUCGCUCCCUCGCUAUGUUGUGUUUUUUCAGAAAUUAAAUUACUGCAAAUGGUUGCUGUUUCGUGGGUAGACUUUUGUCUAUUAUUAGUCAAACCAUAUUGAAAUCCAAGUGAUAUGUGGUAUUCGGUCACUUGGCAGUAGCAAUGACACAAAACAUUGAGACAUUACCUUACAUUAUAUCACCUUGACACUGCAUGAAGUCAGCCAUGGCAUGUCCAACAUGAUCGAGUGAAAAAGGUUCUCCUCCCAUUCCGUGUGAAAGUGGUUUUUGGCGUCUUCAUUUUACAAGAAAUAACUUCGAGGCUAACUGGUUAGCUUGCUGGCUAGCGGCCAUCUCAAGUCCCUGCAGCAUAACAGUUGCUGUGUCGUAAACAGUGAAUAAUAGGAGUGUACAGGUGAAUAUAGGGGUGUUAUUUCAUGUCUAGAGGGCUCUAAUAAUGCUAAAAUUUUGAAAGUCAUAAAGAGGUUUUCUAUGCUCUAGCUACAAAAAUAUUAAACAUUGAGUCCUAUAUCGCGGAAAUAAAUUUACCGCGGUCGGGUCUGGAACCAAUUAAUCUCUAUAAACGAGCGACGACUGUAUCUCAUAAAAGGAAGUACAGCCCCCCCGAUUUAGGAUACAAUCAAAUUGUUAUGGAACGAUUGAUCAGCGAAAAAGAAAAGAGUCACAAAAAGGUCACUCUGUUCCUUGAAAUGAACAAAUUGCAUACGCACCUUGCAGCUCAUUGAGAUGGUUGACUUUUGCUUUUAGUCCUUUGCGAAGGUCAUUUAUUUCCAUGUCCAGUUGUUCCUGGUCUACAGAUGAGAAAGCAAAAGCCUAGCAUCAAUUCAUAUCUGAGAGGAAAGACAAUUCACAGUUGAAACUUUACCUUUCUGAAUGACCUCUCUUGCCUUGGGCUUGGGGAAUUUGAUGAACAUGUUUCCAAAGCAAAGCUUGACUUUUUCUGCAAGGGACAGGAAGCCAAUGGACGAGUUGAGCAUGGUUUGACAUGAUAUUGACAGAAUGAUGAGGGCUCACUAACCUGAACACAUUUCAUCCUUCAGUGCAUUCAGUGCUUCUCUGUUCCUGUUUCUCUUCACGUCCAGGUCGACUAUCUGUAAGGCCAAGACACACACUGUCAAGAAUGUGUCUUUGUUUCAACUGCUGCACUACACACACACACGCGUCUUUUCAGUGCAUAAAUCUAAAACUAUCAAGUUUUCUCAAACAUUUUGGGGUAACGGACACCUUACAGGAGAGAACAUAUUCCAUUCUUUACAUUUCAAACACGUACGUACGUUAACCGAGGUUCCAUUGUAUAUGUAAUUUUAUUAACAUUUCAUUCUUUUAAUAACUAAUCCUUUUAUGUAUCAUUUAUGUAUAUGUAUUAGGGACACGCCGUAGAAUAAUAAUUACCACCAAAUGUGUAAAGGUCUCUAAACUGAUACGAGGACAGACCUUAGGUGCGACGACAGUACAAGUGAAAUUGUUUAACAACUUAAAAAUAGUUAAAUUUACAGUAAACGGUCAACAACAACGCGUGCACAAAAAAUAGUUGAUAACCAAGUAUUAUGACUUAACUUUACGUCGUGUGCUUUCAUGUUCUAAUAUGAAAUAACAUUCAACACAAAUAUUUCAACAUUGUUGUUUUACCUGUUGUUUCGUUGAAAGGACAUCUUCAGCCGCUUCCUCCACCUCUGAUAAAUAUUUCACUACAUGCUGAGAGUCGGCGUCCAUCAUGGAUCGAAAGUACGCUACACCUUUUGCUACUUGUUCUAGUAUUAUUUUCUUCUUCGUCGUCGUCUUCCGUUCUUCCUCGUUUAUGGUCGGCAAAGAACGCAUAGUUUGUGCAUUAGCGCCACCUUCUGAAAUGGAGUGCAAACAAAUGACGUUGAACGUAAUUUAUCAAAUGUGUCUUUUCCAUUCUUGCACAUUUUUGUCCACUAUUUGAAUAUUGCACUAUAAAAAAACGUGAUUUGAUUAAUUGCAUUUUAAAUUCAUUUUAAUUAAUGUAGUUCACUUAAAAUUAUUUAAUUUGUUUCUUUUUUUUUCUUAAAAAAAAUAAUAAUUUAAUUAAUUAAAACCAAAGAUGCCAUUGGGCAUCUCUGUGUGGAGUUUGCAAAUUCUCCCCGUGCAUGUGUGGCUUUUCUCUGGGUAUUCUAUAUGUGUCCUGUGAUUGACUGGCGACCAGUCCAGGGUGCACACCGCCUCUCGCCCGAAGUCACAUGGGAUAGGCUCCAGCAUACCCCCGCAACCCUAAUAAGGACAAGCGGCAUAGAAGAUGGAUGGAUGGAAAACCAAGGAUACUGUGUUCUCUUUGCAGGGUUUUUUUCUGGCUAAUUUCAGGUUAUAGUUGUGUUUAGUUUAUGGACAUUCCAUCAUUUCAUCGGUGACACUUUACAUCUCCAGGAACUAAAAUGUAUAAAUGAACAAUAACAUUAACUGUGAAAUACAUUUUUAUAAAGCACAUUGAUUGAACAUUGAUUUGGUUGCAUAAAUGGAUAAAGCAAUUAAUUUAAACUACCUUGAACACUGGAAAAAUAUCAUUUGUUGCCUGUCCUCGAUUCCUAACAUUAGAUUUUACCAUGACAUAUCAUCGUUUAAAUCUUUCAGAAAUGUUAGGUUUUGUUUGUGUUCUUCCUCCUUAUCCCAACUGUACUUUAAGUUUAUUUUCUUUCAAACAAAACAAAACAAAACAAAUCUGCUAAACUCUUUAACAAGAGCGCACUGUAAUAUUUAAGGAAAUAGUUAAAAAAAAAAAAUGCUAGUCAAAGAUCCUCUAUAUAAAAGGAGUGUGCUGUCGCUUUUAAGGACCUACUGCCAAAAACAAAACAAACGCUAGUCAAAGAUCCUCUAUAUAACAAGGACACUCUGUUGUAUUAAGAACAUAGUGCAAAAAAAAGAACAGUCAUAGAUCCUCUAUAUCACAGGAACACUCAUUUUCAAGGACUUACUGCCCCCCCAUUCUCUCCCGACAAAAAGCGGUAGUCAAAGAUCCUCUUUAUAACAGGAGCACUCUGUACUUUUUAAUGACCUACUGCCAAAAACAAAACAAACGCUAGUCAAAGAUCCUCUAUAUAAAAAGAGCGUGCUGUUGUUCAUAAGGACCUACUGCAAAAAUAAAACAAACGCUAGUCAAGUCAAAGAUCCUCUACAAACGGGAGUACUCUGUCAUCUUUAAAG
Dunckerocampus dactyliophorus (ringed pipefish) is the source of this 15479-nucleotide messenger RNA. It is a transcript of the gene znf831, whose product is annotated as zinc finger protein 831. The coding region runs from base 159 to 4610 and encodes 1483 amino acids. The record is from RefSeq and is a predicted model, not a curated record. Lineage: Eukaryota; Metazoa; Chordata; Actinopteri; Syngnathiformes; Syngnathidae. The transcript is spliced from 4 exons.